Ceratotherium simum simum (southern white rhinoceros) is the source of this 1900-nucleotide messenger RNA. RefSeq names its product nuclear receptor subfamily 2 group F member 1 (gene NR2F1). The record is from RefSeq and is a predicted model, not a curated record. Gene Ontology annotation, molecular function: zinc ion binding; sequence-specific DNA binding; DNA-binding transcription factor activity. NCBI's taxonomy places the organism in Eukaryota, Metazoa, Chordata, Mammalia, Perissodactyla, Rhinocerotidae. Gene Ontology annotation, biological process: regulation of DNA-templated transcription.
CGCCGCACACGCCGCAGACCCCGGGCCAGCCUGGAGCGCCCGCCACCCCCGGCACGGCAGGGGACAAGGGCCAGGGCCCGCCCGGCUCGGGCCAGAGCCAGCAGCACAUCGAGUGCGUGGUGUGCGGGGACAAGUCGAGCGGCAAACACUACGGCCAAUUCACCUGCGAAGGCUGCAAAAGUUUCUUCAAGAGGAGCGUCCGCAGGAACUUAACUUACACAUGCCGUGCCAACAGGAACUGUCCCAUCGACCAGCACCACCGCAACCAGUGCCAAUACUGCCGCCUCAAGAAGUGCCUCAAAGUGGGCAUGAGGCGGGAAGCGGUUCAGCGAGGAAGAAUGCCUCCAACCCAACCCAAUCCAGGCCAGUACGCACUCACCAACGGGGACCCCCUCAACGGCCACUGCUACCUGUCCGGCUACAUCUCGCUGCUGCUGCGCGCGGAGCCCUACCCCACGUCGCGCUACGGCAGCCAAUGCAUGCAGCCCAACAACAUCAUGGGCAUCGAGAACAUCUGCGAGCUGGCCGCGCGCCUGCUCUUCAGCGCCGUCGAGUGGGCCCGCAACAUCCCCUUCUUCCCGGAUCUGCAGAUCACCGACCAGGUGUCCCUGCUUCGCCUCACCUGGAGCGAGCUGUUCGUGCUCAACGCGGCCCAGUGCUCCAUGCCGCUGCACGUGGCGCCGCUGCUGGCCGCCGCCGGCCUGCACGCCUCGCCCAUGUCCGCAGACCGCGUCGUGGCCUUCAUGGACCACAUCCGCAUCUUCCAGGAGCAGGUGGAGAAGCUCAAGGCGCUGCACGUCGACUCGGCCGAGUACAGCUGCCUCAAAGCCAUCGUGCUGUUCACGUCAGAUGCCUGUGGCCUGUCGGAUGCCGCCCACAUCGAGAGCCUGCAGGAGAAGUCGCAGUGCGCGCUGGAGGAGUAUGUGAGGAGCCAGUACCCUAACCAGCCCAGCCGCUUCGGCAAACUGCUACUGCGACUGCCCUCGCUGCGCACCGUGUCCUCUUCGGUCAUCGAGCAGCUCUUCUUCGUCCGUUUGGUAGGUAAAACCCCCAUCGAAACUCUCAUCCGCGAUAUGUUACUGUCUGGGAGCAGCUUCAACUGGCCUUACAUGUCCAUCCAGUGCUCCUAGACCUUGGGCGCUUCCCACCUGCCCCCGCCCCCCUAGAGACUCAGAGGACCUGCGGGGGCCAUGGACUCCAAAGCCUCCGGGACAGCAGGCGGCUGAUGCAGGGUGCGGCAGGCCAGGCAGGCCUGGCAGGGGGGAGGAGGGCCGGGACGACAGGAGCAGCUCACCCUGCAGAAAUGCAACCUGAGCUGCAAACCAGGAGAAAAAGAGAUUCUUUUAGGAUCAGAUCUGUGAACACAUUGGAAAGGAAAGAAAGAGGACCUUGUGUCUGCUGAGAAAAAGAAAAAAAAUUUUGGAAGAGAGGACCAUGAUAAUUUUAAUAAAACAGAAGGAGACUAACGGACCUUCCAGGAUUUAUUGUGGACUGAUGUGGAUAUAUUCUGUACAGAAAACAACACACAUGGAAGUGGACUGAAUCCUAUGUAGAAACACACACACACACCCCCAAACAUUGUUAUUCAUUUUGUAAAAUACUAGUCUUUAUUUUCAUUUUUUGUAAAAUUUAAACAUCGUAUGCACAUAAAAAAGGAAACAAGAAUUAGGGGAAAAUAACAUUUUCCAAAUAAUUAUAAAAAAUUGUCCUGUGUCUAUGUAUCUAUAUCUGUUUUGUAUUUUUUUCUGGUUCCAAACCAGAUUUCCUGUGAUUCUAUACUAAUAAUUUUUGAUAUAACCCUUUGCUUCUUAUAAUGAGUGCGAUAUAUGUUGUCGAGGCUGUUCUUCAAGAAUUAAAAUUGAAGUGAAAAUUUAAACAAAAAUAAAAGAAUUUAGCAAAA